AUGGAGCUAUUGCGGGCGAUGCAUGGUACAGAGCUCAAUACAUUUUACAAGGUCAAAAAAUCGGUCAUUAUAUGCACUUACCGCCAAAAGCUGUUUUCUUUUCUCAAAUCUUUGGUGAGUUAA
This is a messenger RNA of Priceomyces carsonii, 123 nucleotides long. RefSeq lists its product as uncharacterized. The transcript has a single exon. NCBI's taxonomy places the organism in Eukaryota, Fungi, Ascomycota, Pichiomycetes, Serinales, Debaryomycetaceae. The record is from RefSeq and is a predicted model, not a curated record. Bases 1 to 123 code for a protein of 40 amino acids.